Molecule: messenger RNA, 3667 nt
Organism: Ipomoea triloba (trilobed morning glory)
Lineage: Eukaryota; Viridiplantae; Streptophyta; Magnoliopsida; Solanales; Convolvulaceae
Product: zinc finger CCCH domain-containing protein 53-like
Exons: 9
Coding region: 707-2845 (712 amino acids)
Molecular function (GO): metal ion binding; RNA binding
Source: RefSeq, a predicted model, not a curated record
GGUAUAGUAAAUAAGCAAUUGAUGGGGGUUGUGCUGCUGCUGUUGCUGUCAAACUGCUACUUGUGCAGGCUGCUGCUUCUGCUACCACCACUGCAUACAAAGGAGGAGGCGGUGGUUUGGCUUUUGUAGUAAGUUCCAUAGCCCCCCCUCCUUCUUGUUGGAACUUGAAAGAGCCUGCAAAAAAAUUAUGCAAGUGUUUUGAGAAAGAAAAUUGAAGAAAGGGGUUGUUAUGGUCUCUGGUUCUUUUCUGUUUUUCUUAAGAGAUUUAUGACAAAAAAUUGUUUCUUUUUCUGGUCAAAGGUGUAAGAUUGUGUGCAGAUCUUCAAUGGGUAAUCUGUACUUGUUUUAAUCCCCAACUUUUUGGUCUCUGGGUAUUUCAAUUUGGAAAAAAAAUGACUAUAAGAUAGUAGGGAGUGUGAGAACUUUUCUUGUUGGCUUUAUUUCUUCUUCAUCAGCUUCCUGCUUUCAUAUUUAGCUUCCUUUCUGCAGAGGGCACCUUCAAAAUCAAAUCUUUUUUUUUUCUUCUUAUACUUUUAAGUUUUACCUAUUUUCUGGGGUGUUUUUGCAGGGACUUUGUGCUAAGUUCUUGCUAGGAAGAAAGAGGGGGUAGGUGUGGAAAGAGAGAGAGAGAGAAAGGAGAGAGAGAGAGAGAUUAGAAGGGUUUGGAGGGUUGGAGUGGAAUUUUGCUACCAACCCAGCAAGAAAAAUGGAUGCUUAUGAAGCAACAAAGGUGGUUUUUCAGAGGAUUCAAAGUCUUGACCCGGAAAAUGCUUCGAAAAUUAUGGGGCUUUUGCUGAUACAGGAUCAUGGGGAGAAGGAGAUGAUCCGGCUGGCUUUUGGGCCGGAGUCAUUGCUUCAAUCGGUGAUUGUGAAGACGAAGAUUGAGCUUGGGUUGUCUCCAAACUCGCCUUCUACUCCUUCUUCUCCUUCUCCGUUUGGGAAUUCGAUUUCUGUGCCGUUUUCCCGGCAGAACUCCUCUUCCUCCGGCGGCUCCGGGCGGAUACUCGGCGGCGGGGGAAUAAAUCUUCCGUCCCCGCUCAGUAUAAAUACUCAGUCCAAUGCUUCUAAUUCCUGGGCUAAUUCGAGUUUCUCGGAGUUUCAGAGCCCGGAGGGGUUAGUUAGUCCCAGUCCUAGUGCUAAUGGAGUUAGUUCUAUGAACUCCGCCGCGCCGCCGUUUUACGGCGGCGCCGGCGUCGGAGAGGUGGAUUUGAUCGACGAGUUUCAGCUGCAGGACCAGCUUUCGUUUCUGAACGAUGGGUCGCCGACUUUGGGGGCGAAAAACCCGGACAUUUUCUACCCACACCAAGAUUUGGCGUCGAGUCCGAACGGAGAUUCCGGACUGUUCUCUUCUUACUCCGCCGGGUGGGGCGGCGGCGGGUUUCCUCACCGGCGGAGCUGCUCCGUGAGUGAUAUUUGCUUGGGUGGGUCAGAUGACCCUAAUGGUGGGUUUGGGUGGAAGCCCUGUUUGUAUUAUGCUAGAGGGUACUGUAAGAACGGAAAUAGUUGCCGGUUUCUUCACGGCGGCUCCGGCGACGGCGGCGGCGGGGGUGACGCCGGAAUGGUGGGUUCUCCGAGCAAGUUUGAGAUGAUGGAGCAGUGCCAGGAGAUUCUCAGAUCUAAAUCCUCUCAGCAGCAAAGAUUGGCUGCAGCUUCUCAGCUCAUGGCUGCUUCUUCUACCUUUCCUUAUUCCCCAGUUUCUGCCAACAAAUGCAUGAAUUUCCUCCUCCAGCAGCAGCACUUGCAGGCUGAGAGCCCUAGAGCUGCGGCGGCAUUGAUGCUGGGAGACGAGGUGCAUAAGUUUAGCCGAACUCGGUUUGAGAGGGGAGAUUUCGGGAUGAAUCUUGGAGCUAACAAUUCGAGUUCAAGGCAGAUUUACUUGACAUUUCCAGCUGAUAGUACUUUUAAGGAAGAAGAUGUUUCCAACUAUUUUAGCAAUUACGGACCGGUGCAGGAUGUGAGGAUUCCAUACCAGCAGAAGAGGAUGUUUGGGUUCGUGACAUUCGUUUAUCCCGAGACUGUUAAAAUCAUUCUUGCCAAAGGGAAUCCUCAUUUCGUGUGUGAUGCUCGGGUUCUCGUGAAACCGUACAAGGAAAAGGGCAAAGUCCCAGAGAAAUUCAGGAAGCAACAUCAACAACAGGAGAUGGAGAGGGGCGAGUUUCCUGGAUGCGGUAGCCCUUCGGGUUUAGAGUCUCGGGAUCCUUAUGAUCUCCAGCUCGGUGCGAGGAUGCUCUACAACUCUCAGGACAUGUUAUGGAGGAGAAAACUCGAGGAGCAGGUGGAUUUGCAGCAAGCCAUCGAGCUGCAGAGCCGGAGGCUGAUGAAUCUACAACUUCUCGAUGUGAAGAGGAGCAAUCAUCAUCGUGCGUUUUCUACGGGAGCAGUUAUCUCGUCCCCAGUUCACUCCCCGGGAUUCGUUGGUCACAACGUUGUUUUCCCAACUAGUCAAGACAGCAGCAAAGUUCCAGAGAACGGUUUUGCGCCUAAAAUGGUAAAUCAAGCGAGUGUUGGGACUGAAAAGGAGGUGCAGCAAAGCGGGAAUGUCUCUGAAAAGGAGAAAGAACCAUCCAAAGCGAAGGAUGAAAAUGGGAAUGACAAAGAAAACAAGGGAGAAAACGAGUUACCAGAAAGUGUGGAACACAAUCUCCCCGAUAGCCCCUUUGCCUCGCCCGGAGACUCGAUGUCUGCUUUCUUGAACGACGUUGGAGAAGCCGAGAAACCAUCUUCGGGCACCACCAACAACCUCAUUGCCUCGCCCUUGUUCCCCGCCUCGGAUAUGACCCCAUUGAAAUCAUGUUACCUUGAAGUUGCCAGGUUCCCUUCGGGAUCUGGUGCCAUCGGAAUGUAAGCCUAAACCAGCCCGAGACGCAAUUAGGGCUUCCUUAGUUUAGGAAGGAAGAAGAGUAUGUACAAGUAUAACCACAACCACCACCACCACCGCCAUCACCGCUUUGUGACUAAGUAACAGCAUCAUCAACACAUAUAUUACUACCAAUACAAAUGCAUACAUAGUAAAAAAAAAAAAGAAGUGGGACAGCCAUUUUCCCUUGUUUUCUUGUGUUGUAUUUUCUCCAGUCUCUCUCACAUCUCUCUGUAGUUGAGGUUCUUGGUUGGACCACAGGUAGAGAAAGGAUAAAAAAAAAAUAUUAGCCAUAGGUGAAAAAGUAUGAGGUAAAAAAAAAAUACAAGGCAAGGGGUACCAAGAAAAGGUAAAAAAAUCUGAGUCUUUGUUCAUUGUAUUUGGACUGUAAUUUCUCCCCCCUUGCCCCCCACCAAUGUAUAAUCAAGAAGAUUCAAAUGUAGCCAAAAGUGUUAGUUUGUGUACUUUGUUAGGACCAAAAAAUUACCUGUGCAGAAGAAGAUGCAGUGCAGAAGAAGAAGAUUUGAUGAAGAUGAAAGGCAGAUUUUGUAUGCCAAGAAGGGGUUUUAUGUAAUUUUAUGUGCCUGUGGGUAAAAAGGAGGAAAAAAAAGAAAGGUAAUUAGUAUGUUAUUAAAGAUUUAAUCUUUUUUUACUUAGUAGCCUAAAGGGAAGAAGAAAGAAAAGAAAAUGGUAGUUUUUUCUGCCAUCUUUUGUUGUAAUCUUUUUUUCAUGUAUUAUGGUAAAUGAAUGAUGUCAAAACAAGAAAAAGGACUGUAAUAGGGAGAGGCAAAAAGGUAAAUUUCACCAAAA